AUGACAAGCACAAAGGUUUUCUUGUUGGUGCUGUGGCUAGCAGUGUGUGUGGGGAUAUGCAGACCUUGGUGUAAUGAUUUUGCUGAUGAUGCCAAAGCCAAAGCAGAUGAGGCCAAGAAGUUUGCCACCGAAGCCGUUCAUAAUGCCAAGGAAAAGACAGAGUCUUGGGCCGAUUGGGUUCAUGACGAGUUCUCUGAAAGUUUUGGGCUCCAAAAGGAUCGUGAAAAACAAGCGACUCAAAACAUGAAGUAUAAUGCUGAAGAUGCUGCCUCAAGGGCCACAGAGACAAUGAGAUCCGCAGCAUCGAGGGCUUCAGAAUAUGCUUCUCAAAAGGGUAUGGAUGCCAAGCAAGCAAUUUCAGGAGCCAUGAUCAUCAGAAUGCCAUCUGAUAGGAUUAAUGAUGCAAAAGACACAAUGGGAGAAGCCAUGGCUCAAGCCAGAGAAAGAAUGGGAGAUACCUAUGAGGAUGCUAAGCAAAAAAUGUACACUGCUUCAGAUAAGGCAUCAGAAAAAUUCUAUGAUGCGAAAGACACAAUGGCUGAGGCAAUGGGAAAUGCAAAGGACAAAGCAAGCGAUGUUUAUGAUGAAGCUAGGCAAAAAAUAAGUCACGUGGCUUCAGGUAAUGCUAAUGAUGAUGCUAAGCCGAGAAUAAAGAUGGCUUCACAGAAAACUUAUGAUGUUAAAAACAAUUUAAAAGGAGCAAUGAAUUAUGGAAGAGAUAAGGCCAAUGAUGCUGAAGAUAAGAUGGGUGUGGCAAUUGGAUAUGGAAGUGACAAAGUGGCCGAAACUUUUGACCAAGCUAAAAAUAAAGUGGGUGAAGCAUAUGUAACAGCAAAGAAUACCAUGACUGAAGAGGACAAGGCUAAGUAUGAGGCUGCAAAGGAGAAGGCUUCGGAGGCCACUGGCAAUCUUGGAGCUAAGAUGAGGAACAGUCCAAAAAUAUGA
Molecule: messenger RNA, 945 nt
Organism: Gastrolobium bilobum
Lineage: Eukaryota; Viridiplantae; Streptophyta; Magnoliopsida; Fabales; Fabaceae
Product: late embryogenesis abundant protein, group 3-like
Exons: 4
Coding region: 1-945 (314 amino acids)
Source: RefSeq, a predicted model, not a curated record